CUGUCUGGCACAACCCGCAAUGCUUUGAUUCGCCUGUCUCAGUCUGUUUAUGAAUGAAAAAACAUGGUGGUCUAGUUUUUAAUCAAAUUUGCAAAAACAUUAUUAGAUUUUCCUUUGAAGGUUUAUUUGUGAUCGAUAGUAAUUAUGCCACUAGCAAACUCCUCAGAUCCAUGGCGAAUGCAGAAUGUUGGAGACAACAGGGGUAUAUCUCAGGCAGCCAACAGUCUUCCAAUGGUGGUGGAGAACUCUGCAGAGUCGCGGCAGGCGUCUACAGCAGAAAGCCUGGAUUCCGCCGCCGAGAUCAGCUGCGAGAGGGAGGUUGAACUACAGGAUGUUGUCAAAGAGGGGCACGAGAAAGCAGACCCGUCUCAAUUUGAAUUGCUCAAAGUUCUCGGAGAAGGUUCCUUUGGAAAAGUUUUCCUAGUCCGGAAAGUAACUGGUGCUGAUGCAGGCACGCUAUAUGCAAUGAAGGUACUUAAAAAAGCUACCCUAAAAGUGAGAGAUAGAGAGCGUACAAAAAUGGAGAGAAAUAUUUUAGUAGACAUGGGCCAUCCAUUUAUUGUAAAAUUACACUACGCAUUUCAAACUGCUGGAAAACUUUAUUUAAUAUUAGAUUUUUUACGUGGCGGCGACUUGUUCUCAAGACUUAGUAAAGAGGUAAUGUUCACAGAGGAGGAUGUUAAAUUUUACUUAGCGGAGUUAGCUUUAGCGUUAGAACAUGUGCACAAAUUGGGCAUUAUAUACAGGGAUCUUAAGCCGGAGAAUAUUUUGUUAGAUGCAGACGGUCACAUUGCACUUACUGACUUUGGCUUAUCUAAACUUCCACCAAGUAGUGAUAAAGCUUACAGCUUCUGUGGUACAGUUGAGUACAUGGCUCCGGAAGUUGUUAAUAGAAGAGGUCAUACAUUUGCUGCGGAUUGGUGGUCUUUCGGAGUACUUAUGUUUGAAAUGUUAACUGGAAAUUUACCAUUCCAUGGUUCUACGAGGCAUGAAACAAUGACGCAAAUAUUAAAAGCGAAGCUUGGUAUGCCAUCCAACUUGAGUGAGGAAGCACAAUCUUUACUUCGAGCCUUGUUCAAAAGGACACCACAAAAUAGGCUGGGAGCAGGCCCAAAUGGUAUAGAGGAUGUGAAGAACCACGAGUUCUUUGCAAGUAUAGACUGGGAUGCUCUGUUAAAGAAAGAGGUAAUCCCACCGUUCAGACCGGCCGUGUCGCGGGCCGACGACGCCUUCUACUUCGACUCGGAGUUCACAUGUCGCACGCCGAGGGACUCCCCCGGGGUGCCGGCCUCCGCCAACGCUCACGAACUGUUCAGGGGUUUCAGCUUCGUAGCCCCGUGCCUACUCGACGAUGACAAUAAUAAAACCGUUACAAAUACAACCCAGAACAAUGUCGUGCAAAACAACAAAUCGUCCGCUGAGGAGUUUUUGGCCGGCUUCGUUAAUAGGAAUAAUUUCUUUGAUGAAUACCGGUUAAUGGGUGAAUUAGGCACUGGAUCGUUUUCAGUAGUCCGCCUUUGUGAACACAAGGCGUCAAGAGUGCAAUAUGCCGUUAAGAUUAUGGACAAGAUGCAGUAUGACCCGCGCGAAGAAAUUGAAAUUUUAUUAAGAUACAGCCAACACCCGCACAUUAUAACCCUCCGCGGCGUCUACGAAGAAGGCGCCCGAAUCCUCGCCGUUACCGAACUAUGCCGGGGCGGAGAACUGCUCGAGCACAUCACACAGCGGCGCUACCUGCCCGAGCACGAGUGCGCGCCCAUCCUGCGCAACGUGCUGCACGCGGUGCACUACCUGCACAGGCACACCGUGGUGCACAGAGACAUAAAGCCAUCUAACAUCCUAUUCGCGACGGCUGAAAGAAGGCCCGAAGACAUCCGCCUAGUCGAUUUCGGGCUAGCGAAGCAGUUGCGCGCAGAGAACGGACUACUCAUGACCCCCUGCUAUACGGCCAAUUUCGUUGCCCCUGAGGUCUUGAAACGAGCUGGUUACGAUGCUGCCUGCGAUAUCUGGAGUUUAGGUGUGCUGGCGUACAUCAUGUUAUCUGGCAGGACGCCGUUUGCUUCGACCGGAGAUGACAGCCCUGAAGCUAUUCUUACGAGAAUUGAGUCGGGAAAGGUGGAGCUGUCAUCCGGCGUGUGGCGCUCCGUGUCGAGCGAGGCGAAGGCGUGCGUGCGGCGCAUGCUGCAGCUGGAGCCGGCGCACCGGCCGCGCGCGCACGAGCUGCUGCGCGAGGCCUGGCUCAGCAGCGCCCGAGCACCCCCUGAGGUGCCGCCGCAGCCCGACCUGGAGGACCCCGUGCCUCCUGAAGACCUGCGCCGGGCUGUUGACCUCACCUUCCAGGCGAUGACCUCGUCGCCGAUGACGCCGCAGGUGCUCGGCCCGGUGUCGCAGUCCACCCUCGCGCAGCGCCGCAGCAAGCCGCAGAGACGCUUCCCGCCUACUCAGCUUUAAAUACGGUAUACGAACUUAUUUUAAACAACUCUUUACCACAAAAAAGAUCUCGAGGAUAAAUUAAUUUUGUAACAAGCAGCAAACGACUGCGAACGAUGCUAUUAGCUUAGAAUACAAUUAAAAGUGGAAAAGUUUACUGUCUUGGGUGAGACUUGAACUCCCGACCACUGGAUCACUAGCCCAGUGCUUUGCCAUCUGAGGUAUCAAGACCUCUUCCAUGGACAGCAAAUAUUUGCACCAUAUGGAUCUUUAGGGAGGCACCCUGACUUAAUUAAAUAUAAAUACAAUAGUAAUCCUCUUUAUUGCACAACCUCAACAAAACAUUAAAUAAAUUUUACAGAGAGACGUACAUAAUACAUGACAGAGGCAACAAAAGGCGGUCUUAUCGCAGACAACCUUUAGGUAGUGGAGAAAUUAUAAUAUUAAUCAAACUAUUUAGGAGACUUACUGUAUUGGGUGAGUUCAAGUCUCACCCAAGACAGUAUUUUUUUCCACUUUUAAAUGUAUUCUAAGCUUGAGAUAUCGAGGCGUUCGCUAAACUGCAUAAUAUACCGAAAUACGUAUUAGAUCUAUUUUCGUCCCUAUCACCAAGUCAAGAGAGAACAAGCGAGCGCGAUUGUUUCCCCGUUUCGAAUGUUAUAUGUUGUAAUUUCGAUGUUCCUGGAUAUGAGUCAUGUGAAUGUGAACGUGUGUAAGUUAGCUUUAUUUCAAAGGGAAGAAAUAAUCGUAAUAUAAAGAUUAAAUUAUGUCAAUAUUAAUCGCCUAAAGAUUCCUGCAUAAUAUGAGGCGUAAUUUUUAUUUGGUGGAAGAAAUUUUGUGAUUUAAUAUUUAGUGAAAGGUAGAUUGCAUUUUCUUGUAAGACACAUUGCAGCAUUCCAUCCGUUUCCGUUUUAGUCCUUAGCCAGUGUUAUUUAGUAAAUGUGAAAGUAGUCUUCCUUCAAAAUGUUUGGAAUUAGUAUGUAACUAUUUUAACUAUAUUAUUUUAGUCAUUUUACUUGCCCACCCAACGACAUAACUUGUCCCUUUGUGCCAUUAUAUCUAUAUGCUACGAACGAUUGAUAAAUUAAAUACAAAUUUAGUAUAGACCUAUCAUAUAUUUUUAUGUUCUACAAAGUACCUAAAGUACAUACAAAGUUUAUUACUGGAAUAGCUUUAUUUUUGUAAAGUAUUACUCUUCUCGACGCAUUCGCGGUGCUUCGUCCCUUCCUUUUAUUUUACCUUUACUCUAAUGAGAUGUUGUUUAUAUUUUUGUAAGAAUUUGAGUAUUCAGUAGCUUUAAGAUAUUUAGAUAAUUAGGAUUAAGUAUAUCGAAAUACUUAAAAAGGGCUUUUAUUAACAUAGUUUAACUUUAGUAUAGCGUUAGUUUGUACAACACAUCACAUGCGUCAAUCUUAUUCAUCUCAUAUCAUCUCUUUGUUAUCAUCAAUUCACUCAUAUCAAGGCCUAACUUGCUCACAAACGCAUAAUUAAUGCGAAACUCUUCCAAAUUCUUUAAAUCUCAGAUAUUUUAUGUUACAUAUUUUGAGUAUCAUUUUAGAUUAGAUCAUAAGAUAACCAUAUUUUUGUAUUGAGAUAUAUUUUUCAUGUAACUAACUUUAUCGGUGUAGGUUGACUGCUAUUGCCCUCCUAAGCCGAACAGCGCUAUCUCAAAAACAAAUGAUUUUGAAAAUGGAAUUCUCCGUUAUAGAAACUAAAGUAUAAAUUAGCAAUGCAUUUUCGUUUGAGAUAGCGCCACUCGGCUUAGCAGGGGGACUAUAAUAGUUAUUGGGCACUCCUACCAAAGCAGAGAGAUUGUUAAGAGUGGCCAAUUACUAUGUAAAGGCUAUUAACUAUAGCAAUCGCCCUACGUUGAUGAUUCGGUAUAAAGACAUAAUAAGUUGAUGUCAUUUGUAACUUGCUUGGCCAUGUUUUGUCUUAGUAAGAGCAAAACAUUUAUGAAUAUAAUAAGUAAUAAUAUCUUUAGUAGAUAUAUUGUCAUGAAUUAUUUUUUUAAUUGUAGGAUUAAGAAUUAUAUACUUGAUGGAUUAUAUUUUAUAGCUACUGGUGAUGGUUACGUUUUAAGAAAAAAUCAAUGUAGGUACCUAUCAGUGGCGGCGCGUCCAUUAAAGCCGAUUCCCACCGGCUUGCCUGUUUUUGGACGUUUGAGCAGAGUUGUAAAGGAAAUAUGUAAGCCAAAUUAGCCCCGGCUUGCCUAUGGAUAUGUUUGACGCGCCGCCAUUGGUACCUAUACAUAAACAUCAGUCAUGAAAGGUGUUAAUUUUAUAAAUUAAAUGUUCUACUGUCUAUGUUUAUUGUCGAUGUUUUAGGUUUUCUAAUUGUAUUGGAUAUUUUACCAAAGAUAUGUCAUAGUCAAUGGGUUUAACAAUUAUCGGACCUCCCAAGUAUGUAUGAAAUGCUACGAAGGGUUGUUAUGCUACAAGGGCCCACUGAAAAAAAAAUAUAGUAACUAAGUAUAUAAAACAAUGCUAUAAAAUUGUUUUGGCCAAUAUAAAAACUAUAAAUGUACGAGUACGUAUGAAACUUAAAAGAAUUAAAAUGUCAUGUGUCGGUAUGUACACCAAUUUAGAUAUGCUAAAUAACGAGACAUCAUUUAUCAACUCAAGGAAUUGAUACAAAAUAUUAAUAGGCAAAUUGUAGGUAUUUUUAAUAUUAAGAAAAUUUAAAAAGAAAAGCACUAUAGAGAUGCUACAGUGUCACAAACUAUAAUAAGUCAUUUCUAACAUAUCUCAAGCACAUUUUUCUAUUCCUUGUGAUUAGAUAACAUUUUAAACACAAAUUAUUAAUAACAAUCACUUUUCAUCGGUUUUCCAAAUCCAACCCAUUAUUUUUAAAUAUUUGAUUGGUAGCGCAGAUUAAUCUUAGGAACGCCUACGUUCUUUUCCCUAUUUUUAAAUGCUAUCUAGUACGCCGUGCGACACAGUGGCGUAGGUAGGCCGGGCGCCCCAAGGGGGGCCUCGCGCGAGGCCCUUUCAGUUCAGGCACAGUGAAAGAAAAGGGCCUCGCAGGUGUGAUUUCGCCCUCGGCUAGAAUAGUUCACGCUACGCCACGGGUGCGACAUGUUUUUAUUACAAUCUGUGAAUUCUGUGACCUGUGUAAAUAAUUGUUGAAUAGAGUAAGUAGCUAAUGAUCAAUAUACUUACUAUAAAAUAUGAACACAAUGUUCCAGAAACUGUUAUUUAUCUAAACCUAACUGGGAUGCACACUUGUUGAGUAAUUCUAAAUAAAUAUUUUCUUACCGGACAUGGUCUAAAUACAAAAUUAGCUAUUUCUAUGGUACUUACAAUAUUUCAAUCAUAUACAACCACGUAAACGUUCGCUAUUUACAGUAGAAAGCUAUUAUGCACACGUUUCUUAAUAAUAAUUAGAUAAAAAUGAAAGUCAGUCUAUUUAAGCUUUAUAAAUUGUAACUAGUGCAUAAACACUAAAUAGGCUGUUAAUGUAACAGACGAACAUUUCAGAAGGAGCUUAUUUGAUAAGUUGCUGGUGUUAGAAUGACAAUAUGCAGUCCAGUCAAUGAAUGAUAUGUUGUAUGUUUCCCUACUUAAUUAUUCAAUAAAAAUGUCUUCUUGUAAGCAUGUUUUAUAAGAUCCUCAACUUGGAGAAAACUCUACUCGUCACUAUAUAAAGAAAUCUUCAUUGACUGGGCUAAAGUUAAACUGCAUUUAAUGCUGAUAUUUCUUUAUGUAUUCUAAUUGAAAACACGCCAAUUUAAAUCUAGAAAUGGGUUAGUUUUUUACCUAAUGACUAUGGGUUAAUUUUUUACCUGAUAACUACAGAUAGGGAUUAAAUCUGUAAGCAAAAAUGAAGUAAUUAUGAGAUCGUGUUAAUGUUACGACACCUCAAUUGUCUAUUUUUUGACGUCUAGAUAAAAAUAAAAUGACCGUAAAUUGUUACUUAUAGGACAACUCAUAUUCAAUUAGAGAUGUAAUAUAUUAUUGUUGACAUUGCUUA
Messenger RNA from Cydia fagiglandana, 6402 nucleotides. It is a transcript of the gene S6kII, whose product is annotated as ribosomal protein S6 kinase 2 beta. The record is from RefSeq and is a predicted model, not a curated record. NCBI's taxonomy places the organism in Eukaryota, Metazoa, Arthropoda, Insecta, Lepidoptera, Tortricidae. Gene Ontology annotation, molecular function: magnesium ion binding; protein serine/threonine kinase activity; ATP binding. Bases 145 to 2451 code for a protein of 768 amino acids. Gene Ontology annotation, biological process: peptidyl-serine phosphorylation; intracellular signal transduction. The transcript is spliced from 14 exons.